AUAGUGAAUGAUUUGAAAUUCACGGUAACCCAAGCAGUGGAGCCUGUAGAGAAAGGAAUUCAAAAAUUGCAUAAGAUCUCUCAGAACAUAAAGAAGCAUGAGAAAGAGAAGCGAACGAAGGAUGACAGUUGCAUUGCAACAUCGUCUCCAGCACGGAGAGUCAUACGUGGGAUAGAUGAUCCCCUUUUACAUGGAAGCAUUAGUGACAGUGGAACUUCCAGGAAAAAGAAGCACCGCUCCCGGAAAUCUGGAUAUACCAGUGCAGAAAGUGGUGGAGAAAGUAGCAGUGAUCAGAGCUUUGGUGGUAUCCAAGUUCGUGGCCGAAGAUGGGUUACUAAGGAUUAGUCAGAAAAACAAGAACAGAAAAUAAUUGCUUUGAAGACUUGAUGCGCACCUCUGCCUUCAAAAAUCUGGAGUUGUUUAGCUCUUCAUUACAUCAUUCUUCUGCUCCGAGGAAGUUUAAGUAUUUGCUUCAGCAAAGUUGAUCUGGGGCUUUUUUUCUCCAGAGUUGAAGUGCUACAUUAUGAAAGCACUUGCAGAUUCGUUCUCUCUUGUCAUUAUUGUUGCACAUAAUGGUCUUCAAAUGUUGUAUAGAUGUAUCCUCAUCGGUAUAUGGUCCCUCAUUGUAUUGGGAUCAGUUUGCCUCGUAUAGAAGGUUAUGCAUUCAGUUUUGGAUCUUCGGCAGAUGUAUGUCCUUAAUGAAAUUAACUCGAUCACAGCCAUUAAUCUAUCAGAUGGUGUUUUUCUCCAGCAUUUUACUGAUAAUUUAUUGAAAGAAAGCAUUUUGCUUUGAGCUAA
Nicotiana tabacum (common tobacco) is the source of this 798-nucleotide messenger RNA. Lineage: Eukaryota; Viridiplantae; Streptophyta; Magnoliopsida; Solanales; Solanaceae. The record is from RefSeq and is a predicted model, not a curated record.